Molecule: messenger RNA, 516 nt
Organism: Emiliania huxleyi CCMP1516
Lineage: Eukaryota; Haptophyta; Isochrysidales; Noelaerhabdaceae
Exons: 1
Source: RefSeq, a predicted model, not a curated record
GCGAUGGACGUGGCGGGCGUCGCGCUCGGCAGCUGGCGGCAGGCGGCGGGCGGCGACUUGGCCGCGCACGUCGUCAGCCGCGCCCUCAUCGCGACGGCGGCGGAGGCGGGCGCCGAGGCGGUGGCGAGCGCCGUCGUGCGCACCGAGCUGCAGGCGAGCCUGCUCGCGGGCGAACGGCUCACCGCCGCCGUUGCACUCAACGGCGUCGGCGCCCGCCUCAUCCCCGUCAUUGGCGCCGUCGUCUCCGGCACCAUCGACGCCGUGAGCACCGCGCGCACCGGCGCGGCGGCGCGCCGCACCUUUGGCCCGCCGACGGCCGAGCCCGCCGCGAGCACCCCCCCCUGGGCCGAAGGCGUGUCCGCGUCGGCUGCUGGGGCUGCCGAGGCCGCCGUCGACCGGCUGACCUCCGCUGGCGCGGCAGCCGCCGACGCCGCCGACGCUGCAGAGGCAGCGCUCACGGACGCGGCGGCGAGCUUGUGGUCGUCGGUGUCUUCGCGGCUCUCCAUGGUGGGCUGA